Molecule: messenger RNA, 4929 nt
Organism: Penaeus chinensis
Lineage: Eukaryota; Metazoa; Arthropoda; Malacostraca; Decapoda; Penaeidae
Gene: bun
Product: TSC22 domain family protein 2-like
Exons: 4
Coding region: 307-2871 (854 amino acids)
Biological process (GO): regulation of transcription by RNA polymerase II
Source: RefSeq, a predicted model, not a curated record
GAUUUGCCGACCUUGUGUGCGCCAUCUAUAAAAGUUCAUAGGUAAACAAAUCAGACAAAUUCUCUAUCUAUACGUUCACUUAUUUGUGAAGUAAGGGUGAGAUUCUGGGGAAAAUGUAUGUGAAAAAUCAUGGAAAAACCUCCAGCCCAGUGCAGUAACUGCGUUGCCACCGCGGCCAAGUACUGGUAAACUGCCAUGGAUCCACGAAAAGCGGAGCAGUUGUCUGCGAGGCGAGUGUCAGUGAACUAAUUCCGUGUAGCCAGCGGGGCAAUUAGGCUAGGUCUGUGAAUCCUAUAAAAAUUCAAUAUGGCAUCCAAUAUGAGUGAUCAUAGCAAUCAAAGAAUGGAUAAAUCACGCACUACUAACAAUGUGAUAAACCUCACCACCAGUGAAACGUUGAGGCUCGAUGGAGACCGGACAAACUUGCACCUGCAGGCCGAGGGUGGUGGUGUCACUCCAGGGUUCCAAAAGAAGAAAAACUCAUCAUUUCAAAUUACCAGUAUCACUUCCCGGUUAAGUAAUGAUGGUGGUGAAGAUAGUGCUGAUGAUACGGAAGAUAUUUCUGACAUCAUGGAUAGCUCUAAGGGUCCUGACUUCGACCAGGAGACGCCCAGCUUCUCAGAAGAUUACUCAAAGUCUGAGGAAGUGUUCUUCGGGCCAGCACCAGUGAUUCCUACGAGCUCCCAGUACGGCAUUACUGCGUUGGUACAGCAGACGGGUUCUGGCGGUGUAAUGACGGCCAGGUUACCUCAGGGAGUCACUGUCAACGUCACGGAAGGUGGCAUUGCUUUAGCAAAGGCUGAUGGUGAAUCGGAUGAUGUCGACCAUUGGCAAAAUAGGUUUAAAAUUGUUAAAAUAGAUUCUAAUGAACCUUUUAAACGUGGAAGAUGGAUCUGUUUGGAUUUCAUGGACUCUCCUGCAGUAAGUGCAGCUAAUAGUCAAAAGAAAGAUGAUUCUAAUGUGGUUGUUAAUAGUGUUGGCCAGAAGGAGCCAGAUGUUGGGGAUAAUCAGCCACAGACGGUUGUACAGUUAACUGUACCACUGCAGCAACAGACCCAUACAGGACAAGCUCAGUCUCACUCUGUGCCUGCUCAGUAUCAGGUACCUCAUUCUUCUCAGGCAUCCACGCCUAUGGUACCAUCACAACCAGCUCAGAGCAGCGGGGUUCCCAUGCAGUCUACACAACAUAUCUCUGGUUCAGCCGCCCCUCAGGCCCAAAGUACUUUGCAAUAUACACCGCAAGGUGCCCAAAUGCAAGGACAGUUGCAGCCGCCCAUGUCCCAGGGUUACCAGACUACAAGCCAGACUCCUCAGGGGUCAGUUCAUCCUUCUCCUUCUGCUCAGACGCCCCCACAAGCCCAGACUACAUUGCAACAGCCCCAGAUGCAACAGUCAAGCCUCCCACCACAAACCUUACAGCAGUCAACAGCAUCCCAGCCAAAUGUACAGCCUACCAUGCAAGCUCCCAAGACAUCGCUUCAGCCUGGAGCUGUAUCUCAGGCAACUAUGCAGCAGGGCAUGGUGCCUGGGAGCUCUCACGCUCAGCAACAGCAGCACCAGCCUGGGCAACCACAGUCCAGUAUGCCACAACCCUCCAUGAACACUCAGAGUAUUCCACAGCAAGGGAUUCCAGGCCAGAAUGUCACCAUUCCACAAAGUGUUCCUCAGACAACUGUGAUGGGUCAGCCAGGUAUCCCAACACAAUCCCUUCAGCCAACUGUAAUCAGUAGCCUCCCAACACAGGGUGUCAGUAUGGGCCAGCCUGUUGUGACUCACCCUGGGGUUCCUCCACAGCCUGUGAUGAGCCAGCCUCAACAGGGGGUGGCACAACAAACCCAUCCACCACAGAGUGUGCCUCCACAAACAUUAGGUCAGUCUCCAGUGGUCCAAAGUGGGCCAUCACCACAGCAAAUAAACCAGGGUCUGACUUCAAAAACGAUCCCUGGAGCGCAACAGAUGCAGGUGCCUAGUUCACAGCAGAUGCCUACAACGCAAAUGAGCAGUAAUAUAGGUCAAGCAGGAAUUAUUAACCAAGCAACAAUGGGAACACCACAGCAAAUAACAGCAGGCGCUCCUCAGCCAAGUGUCCAAACCUCACAGGCCCCACCAGUUAGCCAUGGCUCUCACCCAGGCACAGGUGCUGCACCCACACCUGCCACUACCCCAGCUCAACCCCAGUCUCAUCUCAGUAUGGGUGCUUCUGGUGUGCAACCAACAUCUGUGGACCAGCCACCUCAGCAACAGCAGCCUCAGCCACCUACAAAUUUAGAUGGUAUACCUGCAGUUCAACCUACUGAUGAUGCCUCCAAUGCUACGCCUCCAGCCCCAGGACAACCAGACGACUCAGAAAGUUUCCGUGGCUUGGCGCGGGCCUUGUCCUCCGGAGUGUUCCCAAGCUCUCCCUCCGGAGAUCUACCCGUCGCUGUGGCUCCGCCCACCACCAUGGGCGUGGCGGUGUCAGGGUGUGUCAUACCGCUGUCCAUCACGCCCCCGACUUUAUCGCCUGCGCUUCCUGGUGCCGCCGUGGUGGUUCCGCUGGGCCCGCCCGCGCCCAUGGAGCCCCCGCCGCCGCUCAUGGAAGUUCCGAAGGCUCCCAGCAUCUCCAUCGCCAGCGCCGAGAAGGACGCCCCUCAAAGCGCCUCCACCGCCAGCACAGUCGCCAUCGACAACAAGAUCGAGCAAGCAAUGGAUUUGGUUAAGUCCCACUUGAUGUUCGCGGUGCGAGAGGAGGUGGAGGUCCUGAAGGAGAAGAUCACGGAAUUGAUGGAGCGCAUCAACCAGCUGGAGUACGAGAACACCGUCCUGCGGCAGUACGCGACGCAGGAGGCGCUCCAGCAGAUCCAGCAGCCCCACCACAACUCCAACACCUGAACCCCCGCGCCCCACCAUUAACACAGCGCCUCCUCAUGGCCACCCUUGUGGUGGCCCCCCCCAACUCCCUCUCGGCGGCAGCUGAUGCAGCGGUUCCUGGGCCUUAGGCGGCCUGAGCGGUGUGCACCGUCUUCGGCGGGCUGACCCCGGCCGCCCGCCCCGCCCACACGCCGCCCACGGACGCCCACGGCACCCAGCAUCGUCAUACAAGCUCAUCAUCUUCAUUUCCAUUACGGCUCCGGCUAAUUAUUUAGGCUUUGUUGUGUAUAUAGUCCAUUCAGUCUCCACCAAGUUUGUACACAUUAUUUUUGUUGGCCUUGUAUUACAAUAGUGAGGUGUAAGGAGUUUGUGAGCGUGAUGAUAGAUGAAUCAAUAUAUAUAAAUGUAUGUUUUGCUUGGCUUACCGUCAAGAGGACAGGGCGCGCGGUCUCAGCAGGAGCAGCUGGGCAGCCGGGGGCCGUCCCGCCGGCUGCCCUCUUUUCAAGAAGCGCUUGGACCACGCUGGACCCGCGCCCCCUCACGCACUCCACACAGCGCUCAUACACUCCAACACACAUGUUGUGUUCACAGCAUCUCCAUCAUUAUUCAGAAUUAUUUGUCAGUGAUGUCUAAGGGUAGUGAGGUAGCAAAGUGGUGAUGGUGACGCGAGAAGGACAGCAGCGCGACGGGUGAGCGAGUGACGCCCGGCGCCCGAGGAACGUCGGCCACGACAGAUAAGGUGGCGUGGCUCAAGCACACGCACUCUGAGGCCAGGAAUGCACAGGUCAACCCGCGCUGAUUAAUCUCUCUGCUCGGAGAAGUUGAAGGUGUCAGCUGUUGGUAUGUUUUACUGCCUUACGUGGGACAAGAUACGACAGGUUAUAUAGAUUUAUCUUCUGUGAAUGAUGACCCCCCCCCUCCCCCCCGCCUUCCCCAGGAUAAAGCUUGUACCGACAGCAGUACUGUAGUUACACAAAGGUGCUCACGGCUAGCAUGAAACACCUGAAAAUGUAAAAUGUCUACUGAUCAGGAGGACUGAAGCCUCCCCCACCCCGCGCUCUCCCGCCCCAACGACCCUGUGCCUCAGAAGACAACCCCAGUAUAGGAGCACCCUGCUUGGCACUAAGCACGUGAAGGCAUGUGAUAUUGUAGUGUAUCCUUUCCUCCUCUCCUUCCUCCUUCUCUCUCCCCACCGCUUUCUCGCCCUCCUCCUCCUGUUCCUCUGUUUCCUCCUCUUCUCCUUCCCGUCCCCCAGCCCAGGUCAGCACCUCAAAGGAGGUAGCUCAUUCACUUCCUCAUAUUGGGGAGGUUCCUCGUAGUGCCGGCGGCCGGAGGGCCAUCCGGGGGAGGUUCUCGCUCCUCCCCGGGUGAUGACGACGCACUCCCUGCUUGAGGCUUGACGAGGCUAGUCGAACUUUUACCAUGUAGUGUCCACGUUUGACAAGUGGACGGAAGUCACUUUUUGUCCAGUUUUCCGCUGUGCCAUUCUGCCUGAGGUAUUGUAGGACCACGACCAGCCAAACACAAACUAGAGGUCUCACAACGAAUCUCUAGAACUCUUGAAGAAAAUUUAUGUAUGACUUUAAAGCUUCUCUUAUUUUUUAAACAAAAGAUUGACAAGGUUUACUUUUUAAUAAAAAGAUAUAUUGUAUUAUGAUUUCGAUGUGUAUUGAGCCUUUAUGAUAUUUUUAUGCCCCUUGUGUUUAUUCUUGUCAAUGUCGAAACUGCUCUCAGAAACUGUAUUUUGUUAUAUGUACAUUUCUAGUUACUGUAACAUUGUUGCUCAUUACAGUCUCCUGCUGUCAUACUAUUAAAAGUUCCUGAGGUAAUAUAGGUUUGAGUAUUUUUUUUCUCUCUCUCUCGGUGAAUGCAAAUCGCUUGUGUAAUGUCCUGCCGACUGACUGGUGAUGUGUACUAAGGUGAUAUAAUGUAAAUAGCGUUAAGAGUGUUGUCCCGCGUAACGACCAGGACAAUCUCGUUCAAUUCUCAACCGGUAUUCAGCUACUGGGCAGAGUAAUACUCGCUCGCCCACCUUACCAUACACAAGAUUUGUAUAAGAAUAAAGCUAUUGAUAUUUAA